Messenger RNA from Hyposmocoma kahamanoa, 1087 nucleotides. RefSeq names its product BTB/POZ domain-containing protein 6-like. NCBI's taxonomy places the organism in Eukaryota, Metazoa, Arthropoda, Insecta, Lepidoptera, Cosmopterigidae. Bases 185 to 1087 code for a protein of 300 amino acids. Gene Ontology annotation, biological process: neurogenesis. Gene Ontology annotation, cellular component: P-body; cytosol. Gene Ontology annotation, molecular function: protein binding. The transcript has 5 exons. The record is from RefSeq and is a predicted model, not a curated record.
AUCUAGGAUAUAUGUACGUAGCUUUGUGUUCAGCUUAUAAAAUCGCUCUUUAGAUACUUUAAUGGACGGGGCAAGCUGUCAAUAAUCAUCAAUCUGAGGUGUUAAGCGAAGAUAUAAAAAGUGUAAUACUUAUACAUUCCUCGUUGACAAUAGUGAGUGUACUACGUGAAAUAAUAAUAAAAUAAUGUCGCGAAGUGGAAGAGAAGAUCAGUGGCAAUUGGGCUGCGCGGAGUGGAAAAAACGCGGUGCUCAUUUGCUAAAUACCGGUCAGUUGUCUGAUUGCACUUUUUCUGUCGGCGGAGUCACCCAAAAGGCGCACCGGCUGGUGCUAGCCGCGGCAUCUCCCGUCUUCGAGGCAAUGCUCUAUGGACCCAUGGUUGAGGCAUCCAGCAACAAUCCUAUCACAAUACCCGAUAUAGCUCCAGAAAUAUUUAAAAUUCUUUUGGAGUACCUGUACACGGAUGAUAUAAACAUAGAUUCAUUCAAUAAUGCAUACAAUCUGUACUAUGGAGCACAGAAGUACAUGCUGCCACACUUAGCAACUGUAUGUGCAUCUUAUAUCUCCAGCAAUUUGACGCCUAAGACUGCCUGCAAGGCUUAUGAACUGGGACGUCUGUUCAGUGAAGAAUGUCUCAUGAAGGAGAGCUUAGAGUUGAUCAAAAUAAAAACAAAAGAAGUGUUAAAAGACAACAGUAUCCUGGAUGUUCAGAUAGAGACACUGGAAACAAUAUUUGCUCAGGAAAAUCUAGACAUCAACAGUGAACUUGACCUAUUCAACGCGGCAGAGAGAUACAUACAGGGCCACUCAGAGGCUUCAAAGUCCAAAGCAUCAAGUUCCAAGAGGAUAGAAAGCGUGGUGUGCGUUCCACCAUCUAAGAAGAGAAAACUGUCACGUGAAUUGGAAAAGGAAAAAUCUUCAAAAUCAAGCAGUAAAAAGAAGUCCAACAGUGGCUCUGCAGACGACGUAGAGCCUACAGAUAUGAAUGCAUCUUCAUCAUCAUUAGCAAAGUUAUCAGACAGCGACUCUUCUCAAGAAGACAGUGAGUCUUCUGAGGAUGAUAGAGAAGAGAAAGCGCGGAAGGGGUAA